Pygocentrus nattereri (red-bellied piranha) is the source of this 4061-nucleotide messenger RNA. It is a transcript of the gene hapstr1a, whose product is annotated as chromosome 14 C16orf72 homolog. The coding region runs from base 144 to 932 and encodes 262 amino acids. Lineage: Eukaryota; Metazoa; Chordata; Actinopteri; Characiformes; Serrasalmidae. The record is from RefSeq and is a predicted model, not a curated record. The transcript is spliced from 4 exons.
CAUCGCAGGGCUUUCGUUUUAUAGCCCCGAACACGUCAGUGGAGAUGGUGGACGGUUGAAACCGCCUGAGAGAGAUCGAUAAAGCCAUGUCAUCCGUUUAAAUCAGACACCGCGGGACACCACAGAGACGUUUCUGGUCCGAUAUGGAGGAGAAGAAGGAGGAGAGGGAGGCCGAGAUCCAGGAACACGGCCCCGGGCACUGGUUCUCUAGCUGGGAGAGGCAGUGCCUGGCCGAGGCUGAGCAAGCCGAGCUCGGCGAAGAGGAGGUCGGCCAGACCCGGGAAAAGCUGUGGCACCUCUUCCAGAAUUCAGCCACGGCCGUGGCGCAGCUGUAUAAAGAUCGAGUUUGCCAUCAACAAGGAUUGUCGCUGUGGGUGCCCUUUCAGAACGCUGCCACUACGGUGACCAACCUUUACAAAGAGAGUGUUGACGCACACCACAGAAGCUAUGACCUGGGAAUCCAAACGGGCCAUCAGAGGCGCAGCAAGGAUGUUCUGGCUUGGGUCAAAAAGCGAAGGAGGACCAUCCGAAGGGAGGAUUUGAUAAGCUUCCUAUGUGGCAAAGCGCCACCGCUGAGGAUUUCGAGAGCAGCGCCCAGACUGUCCCCCAGCCGGCCGCCUUCGUCGGACGCGGUUUCCUCCGUAGAAACUGAUUUGCAGCCCUUCCGCGAAGCCAUAGCUCUGCACGGCCUGAGUGGAGCGAUGGCUGGCAUCAGCGUGCGCUCCAGCACCCCCGGCUCCCCCACCCACAACAGUAGCAGCUCCAAUCCCGGCCGCAGGAGAAGCAGCUUUCCCGACGUGGACUUGAACACUUUCAUAUCGGAGGAGAUGGCGCUGCACCUGGACAAUGGCGGGAACAGAAAGCGGACGUCAGCCCAGUGCACUGAUGUCAUCACGGACUCGCCGACCCAUAAACGCAACAGGAUGAUCUGAGCCUGGUCAGCAGUCGCGAAACGCACCAUGCUGCUUGAAAAUAAAAGCCACUUAAUCCUCAAUACCUUUAUUUUCCCCUCUUGAAAGGAAGCGAUGGCCAUCGAACAUCUCACGUCUGUGAGCUCCCGUAAUGAUUGCCAUAAGCCGGACCACCUUUUCUGUUAUCAGCUCACGUUUACCACAUUUAGCCACAAGGUGGAGCCAGAGCCACAAAGGAAACGAAAGGCAUGCUUCACACAAUAAUGCUAAAGGCCUCACUGGUCAUGAAAGCGGUUCAUGACCCGUUUCCUUAGUCCAGUUAACUGGCUGCUGGCUCCGAUCAGCGUUUUUGAGUGACGUAUUUUGUGAAGUUAUUAUUUGGUGCCGCCGGUGUCCUUUAGACGAUAAUGUUAAGGCACUGACGCCAAUCGCAACGUUAAAGGAAUAGCAUUUUCAACCCAAUCCACUUUCCGGGCCUGGGUUUUGGAAUCACUGGUAGGCGUCAUUCUAGGUGGACAAUCAAUUACAGUUCAAUUAAAAGAGAAUUCCAAACUUCUCUUCUAUCAUAAAACAAUGCCUCGGACAUCAGGCAGCGACCAUUUCAGGCAACUGUUUUCCAUCAGGGAGCUUUUAGAGGUGGACGUCUGGUUCCUAUCACCACCACUGUGAACAAUUCCGACUCUAGGUUUCUCUCGAACGUUUCGCGCCAGAUCGCUCUGAAUGAGCUUGUUUCCGUUUUAACCUCUUAAUUAUGCUGAAGGUUAGAAAAUAACUGGCAGUGAUUACAAAAUCCAGGAUUGGGAACUGGAUUCAGGCUCUGGAUUUAAAGACCGCUGGCCUCCUUGCUGUCUGCCACAUCUGUAGCAGAAGGUUAAUUACCACAGGUAAUAAUUUCCCUGUGCUUAAAGGAAUAUUAAGCAUGGGGUGCACAUCAGGAUUGUUUGUGGUGAUCAGCCAGAUGUUACAAGUACAGGAGACAGAAAUGUUGGUGUUCCUGUAAUAUUUGGAGUGUGGUUUCUAAUUCCAGUCCUGGUCUGUCCGUGUCCUGCGUUGUUUAAUGCUUUUUCUUCUGUAUCAAUCCUUGUUAAUCUUCAUAAUUACCUUAUGUGCUUUGAGACCUGGACUAAGCUUAAAUCUAGACUAAACUGCAUAUAUAUAUAUAUAUAUAUCGAUAUAUAUAUAACGCACAUACAUACAUAAAAUGUGUUUGCAACGGCCACUUGGUUACUAAGCCACUUAAUCUUGUGGCCAUAAUAAUAGAAACAUGUUUAUUAAAAAUGAAUCUUUAAUAAUAAAUAAAUUAUUUCAUUAUGUGUAGCUGCUGCAGAUGGUAGCCUUGGAGUAACACCACCUUGUUUUGUUUAAGAUCUUGUCUCAUAGUGAUACCAGCCAAACUUUAGCCAAUGGGACAUCAUCUGUGACUGCCAGUGGUCCAGCUCAGCAGGAGGGACCGCCAUGGUCAUCACAGCGUCGCAUCAGUUAACACGGUGUUAACGAUUAAUUUGACACAGUCAGAUUUGAUGCAGUUAGUUUCAUGCUUGACCGAUCAGGUUUGUUAAACGUGAAAAAGUAAAGCGAAAACAAAGUUUCAAGCAAGUGGCCACUCGGACGACAGACAGACGGUCAGGAGGCGCUGUCUAGUCCAGGCACUGCAGUUUAGUCCAAAAUGAGGCUUAAUCCGCAUUUCCUUCGGGAUCUCUCUGUCUAUCUAUCUGUCUAUCGGUCUAUCUAUCUAUCGGUCUAUCUAUCUAUCGGUCUAUCUAUCUAUCUAUCUAUCUAUCUAUCGGUCUAUCGGUCUAUCUAUCGGUCUAUCUAUCUAUCGGUCUAUCGGUCUAUGUGUCUGUUUCUACCUACCAACCAACCAACCAACCAAACCUGCUGAGGAAGUUUAGCUGGCUUUGGUAGACUGGCCAGAGCUGGCUUUGGUAGACUGGCCAGAGCUGGCUUUGGUAGACUGGCCAGAGCUGUGCUUCCCCAAGACUGUAAUUUAGACCCACCGAAACAGUCGACACUGGCCAUUUUGUCGGUGACUGAAUUGGCUGAUUAUGACAGUAAUUCCACUUCAUCAGGUACCGUGUGGUGAACCUCCUUCUCCACGCAGAGCUCUUGACCCCUGGCCUUUGAACCAGGUCUGCUCUAACUCACAAAUGCCACUUUAAUAUAUGAAUCUUUUUUGCCUUCGUUCUUGGUAUCAGGGCAGUUCUGUUCUGUCGAUGAUCCGAACAGCAAUGGACACAGUGCAAAGUCUUAUUUUGAAGCUGCUGUGGAUUUAAACAAAGAUCUUGCACCAGUGAGACCAUUGAGGCGUCUCGGAGCCGAGACCAGUGCAAUUAUUGACUUUUAAAGGGCGUGGCUUGAAAUCUGGCUCAGAACCAGGUGCAAAUAGCGCACAUGAGGUUUAGGAAGGGCCGUGUCACCAGGAACUUGAUGAUGGUGAUAAGAAACCUGCUUUGGCUUGAAACUGAAGUGUCCUUUUACACGUGUGCCGCUCCGAGGCCUCGCCGGACUGCACCUUCCCGCCGUGGCGACGACCACCUGAGAUCCUUGCCUAUCUUAAGAUUUCGCAACAGUCCCUUCGAUUCCGAAGGGCCGUUGGAAAUUUCUUUAUACCACUCAAGUAAAGCCGAUUAGUUUCAUUAAAGAGUUCAUCCAAGAGUUUGGAGAGAGAAAUGUUUAGGUGUUCCUGUGACACAAAAAAAAGGAAAGUAAAGCCGAUUAGUUUCAUUAAAGAAAUAGGAAAAAUCUGUUGGUGUUUAAAUGAAAGAGUAGCAUUUAAAGUUCAUUGUUUAUGUUAAUGUGAAGUUGUGUUGAGUUGCUUUGACCCCACAUGAAGUUCUGUGUGCGGAUGUGGUUGGAUCCAUCGCUACGGUUUUCCUCUUCUUUCUUCUUCUUAUGGAUUUUUUUUUCCUUCUGUUGUAUCAGGAAACAUUUGGGAACACUACCGUACCUGUACAGGUUCUGUAGGAUCCAGUAACUUUUGUUUUCCCAUCUCAACACGGCAAUAAUUUCGUUGUCCAUCUCUGUCGUGGUUUGUAUUGCAGUUCAGGAUUCAUUUUGUCCGUCAUGCAGACAGAAAUGUGAAGUUUACAGCGCUCCGCCACAGACCUGUGAUAAAUUAUUUGCUGAAAUAAAGUUUAGAUUAUUCUGAAA